ACUGUCAUGUCAUUGUGUGGGUUGAUUUUUGUAUAAUUUUUGUCUUACAUUUUUUUUUUUUGUGGAGGGGCAGUCUCCGCCAUUUGGGGGCGCAUUGGUCAGUUGUACGCUGGACGAGCAGCGACAAACAUCCGGUUACCGGUAAUCCAAUAUCCGAUCUGACAUAGAGUGCCCCGCCAUCAAUCUAAUCGCGCAUGGAAAUCUUCUAAGGCUUCCAGACUCCGGCUCGUGGUGUUUUGUUUUGUUUGGUUUUUGUUUUUUUGCACUAGUGAGAUAAACUGAUCUGAAUCCUGGCCAAAACUAUGGAAGUGCUAAAGAAAGACGCCGCCAUGGGCUCCCCGAGCAGCGUCUUCUAUUUCCUGCUGCUGCCCACCCUGGUCCUGUGGUACAUAUACUGGCGUCUGUCCCGGGCCCAUCUCUACAGGCUGGCCGGACGACUGCCGGGCCCGCGUGGCCUGCCCAUCGUGGGACACCUGUUCGACGUGAUUGGACCCGCUUCAUCUGUUUUCAAAACAGUGAUCCGGAAGAGCGCCCCCUUUGAACAUAUUGCCAAAAUGUGGAUCGGUCCCAAGCUGGUAGUCUUCAUCUACGACCCCCGCGACGUGGAGCUACUGCUCAGCAGUCAUGUGUACAUUGACAAGGCCUCCGAGUACAAGUUCUUCAAGCCCUGGCUUGGAGAUGGUCUGCUGAUCAGCACAGGUCAAAAAUGGCGCUCGCAUCGCAAACUAAUCGCACCCACAUUCCAUUUGAAUGUCUUGAAGAGUUUCAUCGAGCUGUUCAACGAGAACUCUCGCAAUGUGGUGCGGAAGCUGCGUGCGGAGGAUGGACGCACAUUUGAUUGUCAUGAUUACAUGAGUGAGGCGACUGUGGAGAUUCUAUUGGAGACAGCCAUGGGCGUGUCGAAGAAGACACAGGACAAGUCCGGAUUCGAGUACGCGAUGGCGGUGAUGCGGAUGUGCGAUAUACUCCAUGCCCGGCACCGGAGCAUCUUUCUGCGCAACGAGUUCGUCUUCACCCUGACGCGCUACUACAAGGAACAGGGGCGUCUGCUCAGUAUUAUACAUGGCCUUACCACCAAGGUCAUUCGCAGCAAGAAGGCGGCCUUCGAGCAGGGCACUCGAGGAUCUCUGGCCCAGUGCGAGCUCAAGGCGGCCGCCCUAGAGAGAGAGCGCGGACAGGAACAGAAGCAGGAACAGGCGGAGAUGGGCUCAGCAGGCGGGGGGAAGGCUGCUGGCGAGGGCACACCUGUCGCUGGGCUCUCCUACGGCCAGUCCGCGGGCCUCAAGGACGACCUAGACGUGGAGGACAACGACAUUGGGGAGAAGAAGCGACUGGCCUUCCUCGACCUGAUGCUGGAGAGCGCCCAGAACGGAGCCCUCAUCACGGACACGGAGAUCAAGGAGCAGGUGGAUACGAUUAUGUUCGAGGGCCAUGACACCACCGCAGCCGGCUCGUCCUUCUUCCUCUCACUGAUGGGCAUACACCAGGAAAUCCAGGACCGCGUGAUUGCCGAGCUGGACGGCAUCUUCGGGGACUCCCAGCGCCCGGCCACGUUCCAGGACACGCUAGAAAUGAAAUACCUGGAGCGCUGCCUGAUGGAAACGCUGCGCAUGUACCCCCCAGUGCCGCUGAUCGCCCGCGAGUUGCAGGAGGAUCUGAAGUUGAACUCUGGCGACUACGUUAUACCGCGCGGAGCCACGGUGACGGUGGCCACUGUUCUGUUGCAUCGCAAUCCCAAGGUCUACACCAAUCCCAAUGUCUUCGAUCCGGACAACUUUCUGUCCGAGCGUCAGGCCAACCGACAUUACUAUGCCUUUGUCCCCUUCUCCGCGGGACCACGCAGCUGUGUGGGGCGCAAGUAUGCCAUGCUCAAGCUCAAAAUUCUACUCUCGACUAUAUUGCGGAACUAUCGCGUCUACUCGGACCUCAGUGAGUCGGACUUCAAGCUCCAGGCGGAUAUCAUACUGAAGCGUGAGGAGGGCUUUCGUGUGCGUCUCCAGGCCAGAUUUUUCCGGUACUUCGAAAACGGCAGGAGUUUGACAGAAGUCAAGGCCUACUUUAUGAGUUUCUUGGUCUUAAGUACAAUGGGGCGAAAACCUUUCGGCCUUCACUUCGAGCAGGGCACUCGAGGAUCUCUGGCCCAGUGCGAGCUCAAGGCGGCCGCCCUAGAGAGAGAGCGCGGACAGGAACAGAAGCAGGAACAGGCGGAGAUGGGCUCAGCAGGCGGGGGGAAGGCUGCUGGCGAGGGCACACCUGUCGCUGGGCUCUCCUACGGCCAGUCCGCGGGCCUCAAGGACGACCUAGACGUGGAGGACAACGACAUUGGGGAGAAGAAGCGACUGGCCUUCCUCGACCUGAUGCUGGAGAGCGCCCAGAACGGAGCCCUCAUCACGGACACGGAGAUCAAGGAGCAGGUGGAUACGAUUAUGUUCGAGGGCCAUGACACCACCGCAGCCGGCUCGUCCUUCUUCCUCUCACUGAUGGGCAUACACCAGGAAAUCCAGGACCGCGUGAUUGCCGAGCUGGACGGCAUCUUCGGGGACUCCCAGCGCCCGGCCACGUUCCAGGACACGCUAGAAAUGAAAUACCUGGAGCGCUGCCUGAUGGAAACGCUGCGCAUGUACCCCCCAGUGCCGCUGAUCGCCCGCGAGUUGCAGGAGGAUCUGAAGUUGAACUCUGGCGACUACGUUAUACCGCGCGGAGCCACGGUGACGGUGGCCACUGUUCUGUUGCAUCGCAAUCCCAAGGUCUACACCAAUCCCAAUGUCUUCGAUCCGGACAACUUUCUGUCCGAGCGUCAGGCCAACCGACAUUACUAUGCCUUUGUCCCCUUCUCCGCGGGACCACGCAGCUGUGUGGGGCGCAAGUAUGCCAUGCUCAAGCUCAAAAUUCUACUCUCGACUAUAUUGCGGAACUAUCGCGUCUACUCGGACCUCAGUGAGUCGGACUUCAAGCUCCAGGCGGAUAUCAUACUGAAGCGUGAGGAGGGCUUUCGUGUGCGUCUCCAGGCCAGAUGAGCAGCACAAACAAUUUUCCAAAAAAAACCCAAAAAAGGGCAACUUUUCCAUACAUAUAUCUCUACUUUUUCGCAAGUGAUAGUCACCGGUUAAUACAGUAAUAAUAAUACAAUUUGUUCAACACUCGAUUUAUUGAAAAAGUUUAGAAUAAUGUUUGCUUGUUUUUUUUUUAUUUUUGUUUGGUCGCAUUUGAAGAAACCACUAUCAUCUCCAUUUAAAUGUAUUUGUUUUUGUGUAUUUUAAUACGUAAUUAUGCAUAACGACUCUUUGUGCAAUGAUUUUGACAAUAAAUCCUCGGUGCAAUUAUAAUAUCGAUUAGUCGAUCGCUUA
Molecule: messenger RNA, 3347 nt
Organism: Drosophila pseudoobscura
Lineage: Eukaryota; Metazoa; Arthropoda; Insecta; Diptera; Drosophilidae
Gene: Cyp4g15
Product: Cytochrome P450 4g15
Exons: 7
Coding region: 303-3017 (904 amino acids)
Molecular function (GO): oxidoreductase activity, acting on paired donors, with incorporation or reduction of molecular oxygen; heme binding; iron ion binding
Source: RefSeq, a predicted model, not a curated record